This is a messenger RNA of Radiomyces spectabilis, 602 nucleotides long. RefSeq lists its product as uncharacterized. The record is from RefSeq and is a predicted model, not a curated record. The transcript is spliced from 4 exons. Lineage: Eukaryota; Fungi; Mucoromycota; Mucoromycetes; Mucorales; Radiomycetaceae. The coding region runs from base 157 to 492 and encodes 111 amino acids.
CCAAAGAUGCUUUAAUUCUGGCUGAAGAACCCCAAAACACCAGCAUUGAGCAGAAAAUUUUUAUCGAUUACAUCAAAACCUGCCAACAGCGAGUCAUUGAAGACUCUGUACUUCUCGACUGGAGGUCAAAUUGCAGCCGAGGUAUACGUGCGAACUAUGCCCAAAGACCUACUGUCGCUUGGUCAUCUCAAAAGACACCAACAGGAGACGCACGACAAAAUACCCAAAAAAGUAAAACGAAUAUUGUUGGUUUAUGAUAAUGAUCCAUUGAUCCAUUACUUCUACCAGAGAUACUACUGUCAAGAUUGCAAUGAUUCGUUCAUUGAUCCUAGAGUUCUUGAUACACAUAUACAAGUAAAGCACCUGAAUUUACUGAAGCAAUGGCCUUGCCGCCACAGUGAGUGCGACAACAAAUUCAACAAUAAAACUACAAAAAGGCACACAGCUACAAAGAACAGGGAUACGAAUGCAAAAACAAAAAUUGUUACUUAAAAUUCGAUACACAAUUCGAGAUGCUCAGGCAUUUCUCGGCUGUUCAUAGGGUAAUCAAUUUAGUAUCGAUGCAAGUGAACAUCUCAAUCGUAAAGUCUUUGGGCACAAUA